UAUUGAUCAGACAGUCGUAAAACUGUUUUGGUGAUUUUAUCUGAUAGUUGUCAUGUAGGAAAUAUAUACAUUUUUCCUAAUGCGUUGAACGAAAUACCUAUAAAUUCUAGGAAUACUACGGAUAAAGGACAUUAUUCUGAAAAAGUGUCACGAAACUUGGUGAACUGUUAAACAGUUACAAUGACAAAUUACCAGAGAUAACAAGUCUUUUGGAUAUAUUACAAGAGCAUAAAACCAAAAAUACCAGUGAUAACGGAGACGUUACAGAUUCACAGGAAUUCAGAGUAACAAUAGAGCGAAUUGAAAACGUUUUGAAAGACUUCCAGAUGUUCCCACAAUGUGCAAAAGAUCCAGUCAAAGAUGUAAAGGACAGUCUAGAAGUUUUAGAGGAAAAUAUCAAAGUCGAAGGUGAUUUGAACACGAAUUCCGUCAGCAAACCACUUGCUAUCAAAAGGAGGGGCAGUAAACAUAAAACUAGUGUUCCAGCCACAAUACAGAUAAUAUGUAAACAAGAUGGGAAGUUAAUGAACGACAUACAAGCGGCUCUAGAAACUACAUUGAGGAGCAAUUUAGGAACUGUGACCUUCAUAUCCUUGAACGACAUUUCCAAAAUCGACGACAAAAAGAUGCUCAUCAUUCUAUGCAUUGUUGCGACAAGGAUUGCAUCAGAUGCAGCAUCUGCUAUGCAAGAUAUCAAAAAUCCAGCAAAUGCUGCCCUCGUAAUAAUAGACAUCGAUGAGGCACAUGAAUUGUCAAAUACACACAAUUUGACAGGAGACGCUUUCAAGAAUCUGCGUGGAAUUUAUGGAUUGUCCUUUAUGAAAAGUAACGGCAGCUUCCCCAACUGUGACAUGAAUGACAAAAGUAUCAAUGGACUAAGUUCGUUCUGCAAACAACAGCCAUACAGUGAAAAACUUUAAUAAAGAGAGAAAUGGGAACUUUAAGAAGUUGUUAAUAAAAAAGCAUAUGAUUUGCAUUGAAAACGUUUUCAAUAACAUGCAUAUUUUGUCCACGCAUUGACUUUCGUUAACAUUUUCUUAGACAACUUGAUGGAUGGAGUAGCAUAUAUCAUAAAAUUAAUUAAUAAUAAAGUUAAUGAAGUAAAGGAAGAUACUGACUUCACUGAACUACCUAGAUACAACUUUAUCCUUUAAUUGUAGAAACUGUUCUGAAUGUCAAACAAAGCAUGUAUUAAAUGUCUGCGUGUAUAUGGUAAAAUCAUACGGACUAAUGCAAAGUUUCCUUUGGUUUCAUAUAGGUAAUAUAUUUGGUUUUCACAUUCUAUGUGUUAUGAAUUAUAUUUAGUGUUGAACGUAGAUUUCAUAAGGAAUACAAAACUUCAUCAUAAUACAAUGUGCAAGUAUUUGUUUGUAUUUGACAUCAUGAUUAAAUCAUUAGUCGUAUUUAUUCAGAUAAAUAUUAUUCAUACCUGCUUAAGUCCUUUAUUACAACAAAAUCUUAGGGACAAAACCUUUUUACAUGAAACUUAUAUUCAAUAUGCAUAAUUAUAGCUGCAUCAAAACAUUUGAAAACUGCUUAAAAGGAACAAUUACAUAUCAGCCAAAUCAUAAUGAGGGAAAGACAAUCCUUCUUGAAUUUUAGUGUGUCUUUUGUAUUUGAUUUGUAACUUAUUUUUAUAAAGUAUCUAUACGUGUC
Molecule: messenger RNA, 1656 nt
Organism: Ruditapes philippinarum (Manila clam)
Lineage: Eukaryota; Metazoa; Mollusca; Bivalvia; Venerida; Veneridae
Exons: 6
Coding region: 327-920 (197 amino acids)
Source: RefSeq, a predicted model, not a curated record